AUGGUCUCUCAUAUGGAGGGGUUACAUGAUGCUCCGAUUAUUGAAGGCUCACGACAGAUAGUUAUCCAUGAAGAGUUGGAAACGGGAAUCAACUCGCAUAUGGGCGAUACAAAUACGGAUGUAACUCUUGUGGAGGAAGCACUCAUGUUGAACCAAGAAAUACCGAACAUAGAUGGGAUUAGUGCCCAGGACGGAAGUGACCCAGCCUAUGUAGAUACGGAACAAGACCAUGAUGUUUUUGAUGGGCACGUUUAUUCAGAUACGGAUUCAGAAGAAGUUACGGAACAUAUUGCUAAGAAAAAACUUGCGGCAUCAGACUCAGAUAUUCAAUCAGAAAAAGAACGUCACAGGAAAGAUUGGGUUUUGAUAGAUGUUGCUCUAAUUUUGAAGAUGGCGGUGUUGGGUUCAUUGAUAGAUGCUAAUACUCAUAAUUUACCUUGGAUGGUGCUGGGAGAUUUUAAUAUUAUCAGAAAUGACUCGGAAAGAAGAGGCGGUAGGCCACGGCUGGCUUUGGCCAUGGAGGAGUUUAAUGGUUGGGUGGAUUCUUGUGGGAUCCUUGAUAUGCCUUUCCGUGGCAGUUCUCUUUCUUGGUGUAACGGUCAUUCAGGAAUUUCCAGACAUUGGGUUCGUCUUGAUCGGUGUUUCCUUAAUAUAGCUGCUUUAGCUCAUGUUUUUCCCGAUGUUAAUAUGGAAUACUUGGCGCGCACCUCCUCUGAUCAUGCACCUAUGGCAGUUGCGCUGGAAAAUCAGCCUGUCAGGGAAGAAAAGCGCUUAGCCCAAAUUGCUAAACAAGGCUGGAUUCAGAAGGGUGAAGCUAAUUCUAUUUUUUUCCGUGCUGUUAGUCGUCGGAAUCAUAAAGAGGCUGGUAACGGUUGUCAAGAGCCUAACCUGGGGGAUUUUGUCCAACCUAUUAUAUCUCAGAGCGAUAAUGAUAUUAUUACUCGUGUUCCGUCUUCUCAGGAAGUAUUUGAUGCUCUUUGCUCCAUUCCGGAAGAUAGUAGCCCGGGGCCUGACGGGUUUGGGUCGGGUUUCUAUCGUUCUUGUUGGCAUAUUGUAGGUGCCGAUGUAGUUGAUGCGGUGGCGGAAUUUUUCUGUGGCAAGGCUCUUCCUUGGUUUUUUAAUGCAACUUUCAUGGUUUUAAUUCCGAAGGUGGAUAAUCCGACAAGUUUUGAUAAGUUUAGGCCGAUCAGCUUGUGCAAUGUGUUCUAUAAAAUUUGCACCAAAAUCAUGGUUAAUCAUCUUUCACCCCUGCUUGAUAAAAUCAUUUCUCCUGAACAAGGAACCAUCCUUUCGGGCCGUAGCAUUUUUGAAAAUAUAAGUUUGACGCAAGAGAUGAUUCAUGCUAUUAAUAAACCAGCUCAUGGUGGGAAUGUUGCUUUGAAGAUUGACAUGGCUAAGGCUUAUGAUACGGUGGACUGGCCUUUUCUUAUGCAUGUUCUUAAAGCUUUUGUUUUCUCUGAUUUUUUUUGCCUGAUGAUUCGUCACUGUAUCACUAAUCCCUGGUUCUCUAUAGUCAUGAAUGGGGUUCCCAAAGGUUUUUUCAAAGGUGGUCAUGGGUUGAGACAAGGUGACCCCAUAUCUCCUUGUCUAUUCAUUAUUGUGGAGGAAAUCAUUUCGAGGAUGAUAAAAAAUCAGAUACAUAUGGGUAAGAUUGUUCCGUUUUAUCAUCCUAGGGGUACUCCUAUUAUUUCUCACCUUCUUUAUGCAAAUGAUAUAGUUCUUUUCUGUAAUGGGGGCAAGGCAUCCUUGAAAGCUAUUAUUGAUGUGUUGAGGAAGUAUGAACAGUGGUCGGGGCAAGCAGUUAGCAAAAACAAAUCUUCUAUUUAUUUCUCUUCUCAGGUUUCUGCUUCUAGACGUCGGGCUCUUCUUCGGUUCACUGGUUUUACGGAAGGAAUUUUUCCUUUUAAAUAUUUGGGAGUUCCUAUUAUUUCUGGAAGAUUGAAGAUUGCUCACUUUGAUGAUUUGAUUGCUAAAGUUCAGACCAGAUUGGAGGGUUGGCAAACCAGAUUGUUAUCUAGCAGGGCGCGGUUGAUUCUUAUUAAACAUGUCCUCCAAAGCAUACCCGUACAUAGUCUUUCUAUCUUAAGGACUCCUAAAGCCGUGAUUGAGAAAUUGCAAAGAAUCAUUAGUACAUUUUUUUGGGGUGUCAGAGAUGGGAAAGCUAAGAAAAAAUGGCGUUCUUGGAUGGACAUUUGUAAGCCUGUCUCGGAAGGAGGGUUGGGCAUUCGUAGUCUCCAAGAUGUGCAAUCUUCUCUCCACAUGAAGUUAGCUUGGAAUUUUUUGCAAGGUACUUCUCUUUGGUCCAAUUUUUUUCAUGCUAAAUAUGUUGGUGACAAACAUAUCUCUAUGGUGGACUCUACGAAAGGUUCUAUUUCUUGGAAGAUAAUUUUGCAGAAUAUUCCUUUAGUGCAAGCUAAUUCUAAAUGGAAAGUGCGGGAGGGUAAAAUCCAUUUUUGGCUUGAUAAGUGGGCUGAUGAUGGCCCUCUUGGUACUAAUACUCGGAUUUCAGAUAUGCCGAACCUUAAAUUGAAAGAUUGCAAAUCUGGGUUGGGCUGGAAUAUGGAUCUGUUUACUCGGUUGGUUGGUCAUCAAAAAGCUGAGGAUCUUAUUUUGCAAUUGGGCCGGGUUAAUAAUGGGAAGGAUGUUCUGAUUUGGCUCCCUAAUGCUGAUGGGCUUUUCUCUACCAAAAGUGCUUGGAAUUGUAUUCGAACGAGGGGCCCAGAUUUCCCUUGGGCAAAAUGGGUCUGGCAUCCUGCCCUUCCCAAGAAGAUGUCGAUUACUAUGUGGAAAGCCAUUCAUGAUUGCCUCCCGGUGGAUGACAGAAUCCGUAGAAUAGGUAUUCCUAUUGCCUCCCGUUGCGAUUGUUGCUCUGAACCUAAGUAUGAAGAUCUUAAUCAUAGUCUUGCGAGAGGUCCUUCAGGUGCCGGUGGCAUUAUUCGGGAUGAUAAAGGGAACAUGCUUUGUGGGUUUGCAGUUGAAAUAGGGCAUAACUCUAAUAAUCAUGCAGAGUUGAUGGGUUUACUUCAUGGACUUCGUCACAUUGGUUUAUUGGGUGUUGUAUCAGUGGAAAUUGAACUUCAUUCCAUGUUAGUCCUUAACUGGUUGAGAAACAAACGCUGUGGCCUUUGGUACAUGGAAGAUUAUUGGGAUGAAAUUCAAAGUCGUCUAGCUAGGCUUCAUGUCUCUCUUGGUCACUGCUUUAGGGAAUGUAAUUCGGUCGCGGAUGGCUUUGCCAAACUGGGUGCCAAUGGUCAAACUGUUUUCUGGUCUUCCUUAUCAGAGUUGCCUACUCACAUUAGAGGUAAUAUCCAGCUGGAUAAAGGAGGUUUCCCUUACCUUCGGAAAAUUCGAAGAUGUUGCUAG
This is a messenger RNA of Carya illinoinensis, 3363 nucleotides long. RefSeq lists its product as uncharacterized. Lineage: Eukaryota; Viridiplantae; Streptophyta; Magnoliopsida; Fagales; Juglandaceae. The transcript is spliced from 6 exons. Bases 1 to 3363 code for a protein of 1120 amino acids. Gene Ontology annotation, molecular function: RNA-DNA hybrid ribonuclease activity; nucleic acid binding. The record is from RefSeq and is a predicted model, not a curated record.